AUGCGGAAGCUGGCGUGGGGACGGGCGGCCGGCGGUGUGUCGGCCUCGUCUCGCUCUGUUGGUCUGCUGCUGCUCGCCGUGACUGCGGUGGUGCUGGCCAUGGCAAGCGGUGGAGAGGCUGUGCGAAGUGAUGCCUCGACUGUGUUGGAGCAACCGGACUCGCCGUGGGCUCUCCCCGAGUGGAACCCGACGCGGAUGUUUGGCAAGGGUCUCGCUCUGGCUGCUGAUGUCAACGUGCUCGCUGUGGGUGAGGCGGCGACGCUGGCCAUGCCUGGGCGGACAUGGGUGUACGAGCUGGAUGCUGCAACGGGUGGUUGGGAGAUGAUCGGCAACUUGACGACGAGCGCGGUGGAGAAGGACGGAUUCGGCUUCUCACUCGCCAUGACGGCCACCGCGUCGCGGCUGGUGGUGGGUGCCCAUCGCGACGGCGAGGGCACCUCGGUCUUCGCCACCUCGGAAGGCUGUGUCUAUGUCUUCUCGCGGCAUGAUGCUGAUGCCAGUGGGUCCAAGUACGGGCCGGCGCCGGACCAGGUGCUGCGUCUGCCGCAUCCGGCGCCGCGUGAUCACCUCGGCUUCCAGGUCGCUGUUACUCCCGACGGCUCGCGCAUCUUUGCCAUGUCGAUGUACCUGUUCUGCGAACCGACGCAUAACAGCUGCAAGGAUGCGUACACCGCCAACGCGACCAACCGUGGCAUACACGUGUGGGACUACGACUCUGGCGUGGGUGAGUACGUGUACUCGGCUAAGAUCCAGACGUUCGAGCCGGAGCUCUCACUCACCAACGAGACGCUCCUCCACUCGCACGCCGGCCAGCCAUUUGGCGUUUCUCCCGACGGCAACACCGUGGUGAUCAAGUCGUACGACGAGGCUUAUGUGCAGGCUAACGGCGACUCGGUCGGCAACCUGUACGCGCCGCUGCUGCCGACUCUGGUGCGGCGGUACACGUACGCGGCUGGCUCGGGAUGGACCGAGGCUGCUCCGCUCCGUGCGCCGACAGCCAAGCUCGCGUCGCAAAACUAUGGCUCGGCUAUCAUGAUGGAUGCCGCCUUGGGCGAGUGGUACGUCUCGGCGCCGCGCAACGACUCGACGGUCUUCCGCUACGAUGCCGCGGGCGGCGUGGUGCAGACCUUUGCCGAGGGCAACGCCGCGCUGUACGACGUCUCGGGCCUUGGAGACUGCAACGAGUAUGUGCAGCCGUGGAAGACGGACGGCUCGUACUUUGGGCAGGACAUGGCGCUCUCGCCCAACGGGCAGAUGAUGGCCAUCGGCGCGCCGUUUGGCGUCGAGGCCGAGACCGGCAAGGGCCAGACCUACCUCUACACGCGCAACGUUGGCGUCUCGGACAACAUCUGGAUCAAGCGCGAGGUCUUCAAGUCGAGCUUUGCCUUCUCCUACCACCGCUCGGGCUUCCUCGACGUCACCUUUAACGCCUCAGGCGAUGGCUACGAUCCAGCUAUCCAGCAGUCGGUCAUGGACGAGUUUGGUCUCGACGUCGAGCUCAACAACGAGGUUCUGGCCAUUGGCGCCAAAGGCCUCAACAAGGUCUAUGUGUGGAGUCAGCUCAGCGGGUACCUUGCCCUCCCACCGCCGCCGCCUCCGCCGCCGCCUGCGGCUGCGCCCAUUCCGCCGCCACCGCCGCCGCCGUCUGGGGGCUCCAUCGCCCUGGCGCUCAUCCUCGGCCUCGUCGGUAUUGCCAUCUUCCUCAUCAUUAUGUUCUUUGCCCUCCGCUUCGGCAUCAGGGCCUACUUCCGUCGCAAGUACGGAGCUGGCAAGGACCUCGACGAUGGCGGCACUCUCGACGACGCCUCGCCCGACGACGCCUCGCCCGACAAUGGGCUGGCGAAUUGA
Thecamonas trahens ATCC 50062 is the source of this 1848-nucleotide messenger RNA. RefSeq lists its product as uncharacterized. The transcript has a single exon. Lineage: Eukaryota; Apusomonadida; Apusomonadidae. Bases 1 to 1848 code for a protein of 615 amino acids. The record is from RefSeq and is a predicted model, not a curated record.